This is a messenger RNA of Hemiscyllium ocellatum (epaulette shark), 252 nucleotides long. RefSeq lists its product as uncharacterized. Lineage: Eukaryota; Metazoa; Chordata; Chondrichthyes; Orectolobiformes; Hemiscylliidae. The record is from RefSeq and is a predicted model, not a curated record. The transcript has 3 exons. The annotation marks the transcript as partial.
CGAGAGAGAAAAGAGCGACAAGACAGAAAAAGAGAGCGCGAAAAGCAAGCAAGACAGACAGAAAAAGCGAGCGAGCGAGAAAAAGGGAGCGAGCAAGAAAAACGAGUGAAAAAGCAAGAGAGAAAAAAAAACGAGCGAGAGAGAAAGCGAGAAAGUGAGGCGAGACAGCGAGAGAAAAAGCGAGAACGAAAAACGACAGAGAACGAAAAAGUGAGCAAGCAAGCGAGAGAAAAAGCGAGCGAGAGAAAGUGA